UCGGCUAACGUAUUAAGGGGAAGCAACCCGUAGUAUAAACACGCUGCAAAUUAUUCAUACAGUGAGUUUAAUUAAUCGGUCGUGACAUGUUAUGUGUUUUCUACCUUGACCGUGCAAGUUUGUGAAAUAUUGGACUAAACACAAAGAUAUACAAAAGGUGCAAGUUUGACAGAUUAAACCGUCGCACUUACCGCGGGACGCCAUGUUGACCCUCUAGGGCGCAUUCUUCCACCCAUAGCAUCCCCACCUAGGCAACGCAGCUGACUGUCGAGAACGGCUAACACUGGCGUUACGGGUCUGGCAAGGUAUUGUGGACUGAGAUAUUGGAGACGAAACCAUGACAUGGGGCGCCUUCGCGUGUACCUGCUAGAAGACUGUGCACUGUAGUCAGAUUGGCGUGGCUUUUGUGGCUCUGUAUUUCCAUAACGGGCAACAUUUUUAAUCAUAUAAACGUUGCCGACAACAAAGAAAGACACAUCAACAGGAUUACCUUAUAAUAUACCCGAGUAUCAUCAUACGGAACCACCGACUAUCAUAAUGCGGAAGCCGAUUGCCAAGGUCGCCUUUGUAUUGAGUCUGACUGCCCUGGGAUGCGUUCUAGUAGGUCAGGCGACGGACUACUGGCUGUCCAAGUUGAGUUUCCACCAGGGUCUGUGGCGCUACUGCCGAUACCUGAUACACACGGACGGACAGUGGGAAUGCAUGAGCAUGGACAAACGGGCGGACUAUGAGUCGUGGAUCUUGGCAAUCAGAAUCCUGGAAAUCAUUUCUGCGAUUUCCCUGAUAGGAUGUCUGGUAGUGCUGUUCCUAUACUGUAGACAAGAGGACACCGAUUCACGAACUAUCCACAUAGUCAUAGCACUAGUAGGCACUUUGUUGGCAGGUGCCACAUGCCUUGCGGGAGUUACAAUUUACGCGAUAAAGAAGAACCAGCUUCACUUUGACGGUCACCAUCGCAACCGCACGCUCUACCAGUUCGACUGGUCCUUUGCCCUCACUUGCGGAGGCGGGGCUAUGGCGCUGGUCUGCGCCAUGUUCAUGGCGUGCGAGUUACGAAAGGGUCUUGCGGUCAACAGAUAUAGCGGAUAUCAAAGCAUACCUGACUCCGUUGGAACAUAAAUCCUCCCCUCCAUCCCGUCUCGCAUGUGUGAGUGAUCAACAUGCUGAUAGAUAACAAGAACUGGAUGCGUCUAUUUGAAUUGGUGCUACGUGAUAUUAGAGCGACGAGUUGUAUAAUACACAUUCGUACCAGUUACAAUUGUUUACUGAUUAUGGUCGAAACCAGCGAAGUUGAUGAUAAUCACUGAAGAGCAUCAAUUCAAAAGAGAACCAUUUUUUUGUUUGGUUCUAUUUGAUUUUGAUACGCACAUGAUAUGUGCGUGGUCAUAUGAACACCUGAAAGAUCAACCGUCAAUUACAUAUAAGGAGGGAAUGUGAUUUGCUUUCGUGGGAUGAGUGAUUUCACAAGAGACUUUGGACAAACUUUUGACUGAUGCGUAUGCUUUAUAUUCUUUAAUUAGUUAAUUUGUAAUUUGCUGUGAUUUUAUAGGAUAUCACAAUGAUAUAAAUUGUACCACAUAAGAUUUGAAACUAACGCGUGACUUAUUUAUAUUGAUGCAUAUAGAGAGUUGUGCUUUGAAAUGUGAUUUGUCAUAUAUUCAUUUUCUCAUUUAAAUUUACACGCGUUUCAUUUACAUUUUAAAUGUGUAAAUGGCCGAAACCAUCAUAGUAUAGCAUGCAUCAAACGAUAACACAUACCUUCUUGUGAAGAACAGUGAAGUUGAUGAAAAUCCACUGAAUCGCACAUAUUGCAUUGGAUAUUGGAGUAACUUAUCAGGAACACUAAGUUUGUGAACGGGUUACUAUAGCAAAAAGCUGAAGUGAUAUUGAACUGUAGUCCCACUGAAGUUUUAAGUCUAUUUGAUAGUGGUUGAAACCUUUUCAUUUGGUUUAUUCAACAUCAAUGCUCAUCACGUUACACUGUUAUCCUUUGUAUAAGAGAAAUAUAUUAUGCUUAUAAUCA
Dreissena polymorpha is the source of this 2023-nucleotide messenger RNA. Its product is annotated as voltage-dependent calcium channel gamma-5 subunit-like. Gene Ontology annotation, cellular component: plasma membrane. The record is from RefSeq and is a predicted model, not a curated record. Bases 538 to 1119 code for a protein of 193 amino acids. The transcript has 6 exons. NCBI's taxonomy places the organism in Eukaryota, Metazoa, Mollusca, Bivalvia, Myida, Dreissenidae.